Molecule: messenger RNA, 1015 nt
Organism: Hermetia illucens (black soldier fly)
Lineage: Eukaryota; Metazoa; Arthropoda; Insecta; Diptera; Stratiomyidae
Gene: Dph5
Product: diphthine methyl ester synthase
Exons: 2
Coding region: 87-914 (275 amino acids)
Biological process (GO): protein histidyl modification to diphthamide
Molecular function (GO): diphthine synthase activity
Source: RefSeq, a predicted model, not a curated record
UGAAAUGUCAUAACAAACGCACGUGCGUUGCAGGUUGAACAUACGGAGAGUGCCAAACAGGUAGCUUGGUGCAAGUUUUCGGGGAAAUGUUUUAUUUAAUUGGUUUGGGACUUGGCGACCCCAAGGAUGUGACAGUCAAAGGAUUAGAAAUUAUAAAAAAGUGUGAUCGAGUUUACUUGGAGUCAUAUACAUCCAUUUUGACGUGUGGACAGACAGCACUGGAGGAAUUCUACGGCCGUUCAUUGAUUUUAGCCGACCGUGAAUUAGUUGAACAAGGAGCAGAUGAUAUCCUUGCUGGCGCUAACACUCAUGAUGUUGCAUUGCUAGUCGUAGGUGACCCAUUUGGUGCUACAACUCAUACUGACUUCAUCCUGCGAGCCAAAGAAAAGGGAAUCCCCUUUCAAGUAGUCCACAACGCUUCAAUUCUAAAUGCCGCCGGCUGUUGUGGAUUGCAACUGUAUUCAUUUGGUGAGACCAUUUCGAUACCUUAUUGGGACGACACAUGGAAACCGGACAGUUUUUACGAUAAAAUUAAAAUGAACCGUGACAACAACUUGCAUACAUUAUGCUUAUUGGACAUUAAAGUAAAGGAGCCAACGCUGGAAUCAUUAACGAAGAAGAAACGUGAAUAUAUGCCGCCGAGAUUCAUGAGUGUGAAUGAGGCUGCCGUGCAGCUAUUAGAGAUUUUAAAGAAGAAACGCAGUGAAGGAAUUGCUGAUGAAGACUUGGCAUACACAGAAAAAUCUUUGUGCAUCGGUUUAUCUCGAGUUGGCCACGAAAGCCAACAAAUUGUUGCUUGCAGUAUGUUAGAAAUGGUGCAAAGCGAUUUAGGUGCCCCUCUACAUUCACUUAUCAUUCCGGCUGAAAAGUUACAUCCGUUAGAAGAAGAAUAUGUGGCGCUUUUUAAGAAGUAAUGGAAAUAUUUGUACAUGUGAGGCGAUAAUACUGUUUUAUAUUUGUGCAUAAACCUAUUUUAAUAUAUUCGAAAUGCGAUUAAAAUUUUCAUUUUCAUCAA